ACACUGUAGUGUAUGCUUUAGUCCACAGUUGUCUUAAUUAUCACCUGGAUACCAUACUGUGUGCAUGUGCACACACUCUACAGUGAUACAACUAAUCCUGCCAUCUGACACUUGAUCUUUCUUGAUCUUGAUCAGAUCUCACGUGCAUGCUGUUUUCAGUUGGACCUACAGCUAUCCUGUCCUCCACAGCAGGAAAGACUCAUAUUAUUUGUCUGAAUUCUCUUCUGCUGUGUAAGAUUAUGUAGGUUUUAAUGAUUUGUCAGAACACUGUGUAAUAUUUAAUAGCGCCAAGUUACAAAAGUAAAUCAAUAAAUACCCUAAAAAAUUUUAUGCUGAAAAACAAAUUAAAUAAAGCUGGAAAGAAUUCUACAUGUGGUACUAAUCAGAUCAGUUAGAUUUCAUGAUAGUUUUAGAUAGUUUUCACGGUACAAUAAACAUUUGUUUUUUAGAAGCAAGAUAUUACGUAACACUAAAGCAGCACGGUGGUAUAAUCCUGCCUCUUCACUUUCUGCCCAUCCCUCCAUUUCUCUUUUACACCAAUUAUAUUCAUGUCCUCCCAGGAGGCGGUCUCUAACAGAAAGUAUUGUCUAUCAGGAAGUUUCACUUUCCCAGUAUCUCGUCUGCUUAAAAUUUAUAAUCUCUCCAUCUGACUUGGGUUCACUGGUUCCUUGAUGGCGGAUUCUCUAGAAGACGAUCUCUCAUGUGUAGUGUGUUGUGAGAUUUUUCAGGAUCCUCAGCUCCUCUCCUGUGGACACACUUUCUGCAGCAAAUGCCUGCAAAACCACUGGACUGUUAACACUCGGACGUGUCCCAUGUGUCGCAGGGUGUCUCUGCAGGAACCCGUGGCCAACCUGGCUCUGAGGAACACCAGCGAGACUUAUCAGAAGGAGAGAGAACGGCAGAAGAAGGAGAGUGAGAGCGAGAGUGAAGUCAGAUGUUCUCAACAUGGAGAGAAAGUCAAGUUCUUCUGUAAAACUGAUAACGAGGUCAUAUGUUUAACGUGCAGGAAGGAAAGUCACAGAUCGCACCGAGUUCAGCUUCUCGCACAGGCUGCACGACAGCACAAGGACCGAAUUAAAGCUGCGCUCCAUCCAGCUGAGAAAGCUCUCCAGUCUCUAAAGAAUGGCACAAACAAAAAAGCUGAAAUCACCAAGUACAUUCAGUCUCAGGGUCAUCAGGCAGAGAGACAAAUAAAAGCAGAGUUUGAGAAAUUUCACCAUUUCCUUAAAAAGGAAGAGGAGGCCAGAAUGACAGCACUGAAGAGAGAUGUGGAGAAAAAGAAAGGGAAAUUGGAAGAAAGGAUAGAACAAGACAUAUCGCUUCUUUCUGACAGAGUGAGGGAGGUGGAAGAAGAACUAGAGAGUGAAGAUGCUGCAUUUCUGCAGAAUUACAACUUUGUACUGCAGAGGGCUCGUCAUACAAUGCUGGAUUCAGAGUUACCUUCAGCAGAUCUUAUCAACAUGGCUGAACAUGUGGGGAAUCUGGGGUACCGGGUGUGGGAGAAGAUGACAAAUAUCUUCCAUUACUAUCCGGUCCUCCUGGAUCUCAACAGUGCUCCUGAGGACUUUUUCAUAUCAGAUGACCUGGCAAGUGUUGGAAAGUCGUCAUGCAUCCGGCCAAACCCUAUUGGGUUUCAUGGGAAUCGUUUGGUGCUCGGAUCUGAGGGAUACAGUGACGGCUUCCAUUGCUGGAACAUCGAGGUGGGAAACAGUAAGCACUGGACUCUUGGUGUGUGUCAGCGUUCAGCAGACAUGGAUUUGGUAAAACCUCUGACUGCUGAAAUGGGCUUCUGGGGUCUCAAAAGAAAAGGGGAUUCCUACAUGCUCCUGACAUCCUACAAAUACUCCUUCAAGAUACAGAAGAAGCCAAGAACAGUGCAAGUGCAGCUGGGAGGAUGGUUCACCUUAGGCAACCUGAACAUAGAUCGCAUGGUGAGAUUCGUGGAUGUCAGCGACGGAUCUGUUAUUGCAUGUUAUACCGGAAUUCCCCAAGGUGUGCCGUUGUUUCCAUUCCUCAUCCCAGAAGAGCGUUUUUCUCACCUGCGCAUUGCUCCUACCAUUCCUGCCCUAAUCUUAGAGCAUGUGGUUGUAGAGAGACAAAAAACUCAGAUCUCAGAUUACCUAAUGUAUUUCUUUAUAGCUGUUUUGGUCAUUUGGUCGUUAAUGUUUGGAGGAAAUAAAUAAGUGAAUAAGUGACUACACAAACAAGUGAGUGAAGGAGUAAAGGAGUGAGUCUGAGGGUAAAUUACUGAAUGAGUGAGUGAGUAAAUGAAUAAUGAGUUCAGUGAGUCAAAGAGUUAUUAAGUAAUUAAAUGAGUGAGUCAAUAAAUCAAUAAAUUAAAGGGCAUGAGCCAGUCAGUAAGUGUGUGAAUAAAUAGGAGAGUAAAUGAGUGAGUGAGUGAGUGAGUGAGUGAGUUAAUGAGUUAAUGAGUUAAUUAACUGUCAAUAGGGUAUUAACGAAACAGCAUUAUGAAAAAUUGCCAUAAACUGCAAACCAUUAUACAGCACAUUUUUUAUAUUAUCUUUAAUCAGUACAUUUCAAUUUUAUGCUCAGACCAUUAAAACUGUUUAAACACUUAAGCAAAGAUCAAAACACUGUGAGACAGUAUACACAUUCUGUUACAUCUCUAAAAUAAAAUGAAUAAAGAAAUUAUAUUAAAAAAACUUAUUGUCAAAAUUAGAUGCUUUGUAAAUAAAGAAACAAAAAAUGUAAUUUUCAUUUACAUUUAAACAUCAUUCUCAAAUAUAAAGUUUCUUUACAGAGUAAAGCGUUACAUAACAAUAACUAUAAUUAGAUUAUAGCUAUAAUUAGAUUAAUUACAGAAAAUGAUGACAGAUAUAAAUGUCCCACACACUGUAGAAUAAGAAAAGCUACUCACACAGUAAGGAGAGUAAAUACAGUCAUUUAUAAAAACAGCAGAGAGCGCCCUCUGCUGAUGGUCAGGAAUUAUUGUUCAUUAAAAUAAAUUACUGUAGAGCGCUUUACACAUCACAUCACAAAGAUCAAGGAAUUUAUAAAGCUCUGAUAGAAUGAAAUAUAACAUUUUAUAUCUGUUUACUAAAUAUAAAACAAACAAAAAGUGUAUUCAAGUGUAAGGAAUUUCAUGCAUUGCUUUUAUUCGCUGUGACAUCCGCAGAUUUUGGGGGGAUUCGAGGGGAUUGUGUGUGUGACUCUGCAGUGGAGUGAGUACACAGUGUCUGGGGAAUCAGAAGGGUGUAAGUAAUAUACAGUUGAUUCAAGAUCAUAAUGGUGUCUGUGAUCUUCAAUCUGCUCAUAGAGGGAAAUCUAAAAAGGAAAGAAGGAAACUGUCUUAGAAGCCCAGAGAUAAACAAACUGCACUACUCUCUUUUCUUCAGCUCCACUAUGAUGCAGAGGUAUGAAUUAUCUAUGGUGAAAUGGAAGGGUUCAUUGGCUUUGGCUCGUUUUCAAACUUGUCAUGUACAGCAGAGAUUUGGAGAUUUGACCCUCUAUUUUUAUACACAUUAACAAUUUCAUAAAUGGACACCAUCUGUACCAUAUUGGGGUAAUUUGUCCAGUUUCCUCUUUAGUUGCUGUUGCUGAUGUUCACUGCAAGUCUAUGACGUCUACAGUUUGUCUAUUAGAAUUCGUUGGCUUAGUGAAAGCCACAGAGUUGGUAUAAAGCAUUUACUUUUUACAAACAUUUUACUGUUUUGUUUGCCCCAAAUAAUCAUGCUGUUCAACAUUCAGAAUAAUAAAAAUUAAUUUCUGAACAGUUGCCGCACCAUCCAAGCUUCAAUGCAUACAGUUGGUGUGUUUCCC
Clarias gariepinus (North African catfish) is the source of this 3780-nucleotide messenger RNA. RefSeq names its product E3 ubiquitin-protein ligase TRIM35-like. Gene Ontology annotation, molecular function: zinc ion binding. The record is from RefSeq and is a predicted model, not a curated record. The coding region runs from base 672 to 2183 and encodes 503 amino acids. NCBI's taxonomy places the organism in Eukaryota, Metazoa, Chordata, Actinopteri, Siluriformes, Clariidae. The transcript is spliced from 6 exons.